Messenger RNA from Notothenia coriiceps (black rockcod), 5531 nucleotides. RefSeq names its product myosin XVI (gene myo16). Gene Ontology annotation, cellular component: nucleoplasm; perinuclear region of cytoplasm; myosin complex. The transcript has 35 exons. Gene Ontology annotation, molecular function: cytoskeletal motor activity; protein phosphatase binding; actin filament binding. The record is from RefSeq and is a predicted model, not a curated record. Gene Ontology annotation, biological process: phosphatidylinositol 3-kinase/protein kinase B signal transduction; negative regulation of G1/S transition of mitotic cell cycle; neuron projection morphogenesis. NCBI's taxonomy places the organism in Eukaryota, Metazoa, Chordata, Actinopteri, Perciformes, Nototheniidae. The coding region runs from base 83 to 5476 and encodes 1797 amino acids.
ACUGCUGCUUCAAGCCACUGAUCAAAAUGGCCUGGGCAGAAGAAAAGGUUGCUUCCAGCUAUGUAAUGUCUUUCGUCAGAACAUGGAGAUAGACCAGUGUCUGCUGGAGUCUCUCCCCAUUGGCCAGCGCCAGCGGCUGGUCCGGAGGAUGCGCUGUGACCAAAUAAGGGCGUAUUACGAGAGGGAAAAAGGCCUUCAGAGACAACAAGGUGGCCUCAAGGUUCGAGCCCCGGCCACCCAGCGCAAGAAGCACCACGUCCGCUUCGGCCUCCCCGAUGUCAUACAGGAUGCCAUCAUUCGCCAUGACUACAAAGAAGUGUUGCGUCUCCUGAAGGAGGGAGCACACCCCAACACUCCCAUCUCUUCUGGCGGAUCUUUGCUACACCUGUGUGCUCGCCAUGACAACGUGUUUGCGGCAGAAGUUCUGAUUGAGCGAGGCCUGAACGUGAACCUGCAGGACGAAGACCUGUGGACCGCCCUGCACGUGGCGUGUGUGUGCGACCAUGCAGACGUGGUGCUGCUCCUGCUGCUGUCCGGGGUGAAUGUGCUGCUGCAGGAUGUCAACGGAAACAUUCCUCUUGACUACGCAUCCGAGGGAACUGAGACCAGCUACAUCCUCCGAAAACACCUGGAGGAAAAUGGUGUGGAUGUGUCAUCCAUGCAUGCAAUGAAGAUGCAGAGACCAAGCACAAUGCUGUCUGAUGUGAGACAGCUUGUAGCCAAGGGGGAAAGCAUCAACCAGCCCAAUGAUGACGGGGUCACUCUGAUCCACAUAGCGUCCGCCAGUGGUUAUAGAGAAGUGGUUUCUGUGUUGUUGGAGAGCGGGGCGGACCCUCAUCCUGCUGACAACAACUUCUGGACCCCUCUUCACCUGGCUGCUAAAUAUGGACAGACAAGCAUCGUUAGCCAGCUCCUGAGGCACAGAGCAAACCCGACUCUGUUGAACUGCAACCAAGACAAGCCCUCAGAUAUUUCCGCGUCAGAGCCCAUAGCUGACAUGCUGCUGAAUGCAGAGGAGAGCUGGCUGCAGAGACUAAAGGACCCCUCCGCCCCCCUACCCUCCACUGAUCAACGCUAUGAUGGCGGUUCACACGACCUCAACACUCCUGUCAAGAACUUGAACCCCCUGAGUCUCUCUAUCUCUAAGCGGGACAGUCUGCUGGAGAAGUGUGCCAUGUUCAGAGAGGCAGGUGGAGCACUGAGCCGACAGCCCUCACAGGACAAUGGCCUAGAUGGCCCCUUUAGCUCCGGUGCCAGCAAACUGGAGCAGGUGAAGCUGAUGCCUCCAGCUCCCAAUGACGACCUGGCCUCCCUCAGUGAGCUGACCGACAGCAGUCUGCUCUACGAGAUGCAGAAGCGCUUUGGCAACGACCAAAUCUACACUUACAUUGGACACAUCCUUCUGCUGGUCAAUCCAAACAAAGAGCUGCCCAUCUACUCCACCUUGGUGAGUCAGUUGUACCUGAGCUCCACGGGUCGUCUGUGCUCCUCUCUGCCGCCUCACAUCUUCUCCUCCGCAGAGAGAGCGUACCACAUGAUGCUGCAGGAGAGACGCCCACAGUGUUUCAUCUUGAGUGGUGAAAGUGGUUCUGGGAAAACGGAGGCCUUUAAGCACAUAGUGAGACAUCUGACAGCCCGCUCCAGCCCCAAAGGCUUUGCACUGGAGCCCAGAAUGAAACACGUAAACUGUAUUCUGGAGGCCUUCGGUCAUGCAAAGACUCUGAAGAACAACAACUCGAGCCGUUUUAUCAAACUGUUGACCAUCCAAUACUGUGACAAAAGGAAGACACUGCUCAGAGCCCGUGUGUACGCCCACAUGCUGGAGAAGUCUCGUCUGGUCCACCUGCCUCCUCAACAACACAGCUUCAACAUCUUCCAUCUGAUGGCUGAGGGCCAGUCGCCUGAGGAGAACAGCGCACUUUACCUCAACAAUGUCCUGGCUCAUAGGUAUCUUAGUGGAAGACUUCCCGGGGAGAACCCUCCAGUAGCUGAAGCCUCCACCGAGAGCAGGGAGCGCCUCACAGCCGUCAAACAUGCCCUGCGAGCCCUGGGCUUCAACAAGCAGGAGGUUGACUCUGUGUUUACUCUGCUAUCUGCUGUGCUCCAUAUUGGGGACAUACGGUUUACUGCAUUGACAGAUGCCGAUACAGCCUUCCCUUCGGACCUGCAGCUGCUGGAGAGAGUUGCUGGAUUGUUGCAGGUGUGCUCCGGGGACUUAAGCAAUGCCCUCAUCUCUGACGUUCAGUACUUUAAAGGUGACUUGAUCACCCGACGCCACACGGUGGAGAUGUCAGAACAGUACAGAGACCAGCUUGCGAAAGCCAUCUAUGGUCGCCUCUUCAGUUAUCUGGUCAACAGCACCAACGAGUACCUACAGGGACAGGACGACAGCAUUGGUGAUCCUGCCCUCGAAAUCGGGAUCUUGGACAUCUUUGGGUUUGAAGAAUUUCAAAGGAAUGGAUUUGAGCAGCUGUGUGUGAAUAUGACCAACGAGCGGCUGAGGCAGUAUGUCUCUGAGGUGCUAUUCCAGCAGGAGCAGGCUGAGUGUCUGCAGGAGGGCAUCGCCAUGGAGACUCCCCGCUACUCCAGCAACCAGUCAGCCGUCCUGGACUUCUUUCUUCAGAAGCCUCAGGGGUUGCUGUGCGUGUUGGAUGAGGAGAGCCAGAGCCUGCGGCCGGCGGAGCAGAGUCUGUACAAGAGGCUGUCAGCACAGCUGGACUCAUGUCCCACUCACGGUCUGUCUCUAACGACCAAGGAUGGCAACGGAAACCCACCACCCAAAGAUCAGGGGCCAGCCUUCACUGUCAGCCACUACGCCGGACAGAUUUCAUAUGAUCUCACAGGAUCACUCGCAAGAAACAAAGACUGCCUUCCUCAGAAUCUCCUGUUUACGAUGAAGUCCAGUGAGAGUGUGUUACUGCAGCAGCUCUUCCAGUCCAAGCUGACUCAGACUGGUUCCCUGGUGCCAGCAGCGCAGGGCCGUGCCGGGCUGAGGGGGCCUAAAGCCAACCUGUUGCUCCACAGGAUGCCACCAUCCUCCCUUGUCACUGUCAACAGUGUCCCCCAACAGCCCCGGAGGUACCAUGACCUUUCCAAGAUCUUGAAGAAGAAAGGAUCGAGUUCCUUCCUCCAACGGCUGGAGCGCUGUGGGCCCAUCACAGUGGCUGUCCAGCUGAGGAACACACUGUCAGAAGUGAUGAAUAAGCUGCAAGCUUGCACUCCUCACUUUGUGGAGUGUGUGCGCCCCAACACAAGCGGUCAGCCCGAAAGUUUUGACAGCUCCCAUGUGUCCACCCAGCUGCAGUACAUCGGGGUGCUUGAGAUGGUGCGCAUGAUCCGUUAUGGAUACCCUGUUCGCCUCUCCUUCCCAGGAUUCCUCAGCAGAUAUAAAGAUCUUGUGGUCCCGACUUUGGGAGACAAGAAGAAAUUGUCCCCUGAAGAGAGAUGUCGCUCCGUUCUGCAACAGUCCAAACUCCAGGGAUGGCAGAUGGGCAGCAGCAAAGUGUUUCUGAGGUACUGGCAGGCCGACCAGCUGAACGACCGCUGCUACCAGCUUCACAAAAAGAUCAUCACCUGUCAGAAGGUGGUGCGUGGCUGGCUGGCCAGACAGAGCGUUCAGCGCAGGCUGUCCUUACAGCAGAAAGAGGAGGGCGGUGUGCAGCGCUUCCUGCAGGGGGCAGAAGACAUAGGGAUGCGAACCUAUGACCACUUGGUCAUCCAAAAUGCUUCCGACAUCUCAAGAGAGAGUGACCGCCUGCGCUGCCGUGGCAACAGCCUUAUCAACAUCCUUGGCAACAGCCCACCACUUGGUGAGAGGCCUGAGCCGGUGGGCAAGGAGGAGGAUCAGCCCAUGAAGAGGGACUCCGGGAGGAAGAAGUCAGCCGUGCCGAGGGACUGGUGGCCACAGGUGGUCCUCAAGCUCCACAAAUGGCGGGGCAACUCCGUGGAUCUGGACUCUGGUGUCGAGGGGCGGCGCCCGAAGCCGUUAUCUCCGAAACUUGUGGCUGCCUUGUCCAAGCCCCGUCCCCACAGUGAUGACUACACAACCAUGAGGAAGGUGCCACCCCCGAAACCUAAACGCAGUCCCAACACCAAGCUGUCAGGCUCAUAUGAGGAUAUCAACGCUGCAUCUCCACACAUCCACCAGUUCCGUCCUGCUGAUGUGAAGCUGGCCUUGCUGUCCCGGGCUGGCGGUUUCUGUGGGUUUGGUGGUCUAUUGCAGAAAGCAGCAUCUGUAGAUGUUCCACAAGGGCUUGGACUGAGCCUGUACCGUGGCCAGGGCGAAGAGGACGUGUACAUAGAGAUGUUGGGCUCCAAGCAGCGGGCCCGGAGCCUCCAGGAGCCUCCUGACAGCCCGGAGCUGGACGACUCGGAGGCCGUCUACGAGGAGAUGAAGUAUUUCCCUCAUGAAGACGGUCCUGCCACCGUGGUAAGCAAGGCGGCCAAACUGGAGGCCCUAGGCUUGAACCUGGUGGGAUUGUGUGCAUCUCCCCCUCAUAGCGGGGAGAUCAAACGGAUGGCGGCAGGGUUGACGGCUGCCAUGGACCUCACUCACUCACAGAGCACUGCCAACAGCGGCAAAGAUGGCAGCUGCGACAUCCCUGCCCCCUUCCCCAACUUGCUCCCCCACCGUCCACCUCUCCUGGUGUUUCCCCCCUCCCCCGUCACCUGCUCUCCUGCUUCAGAUGAGUCCCCCCUCACCCCUCUAGAGGUGAAGAAGCUGCCCGUGUUUGAGACCAACCUGAACUAUCCUACCGGCCCAGACAGCCCCCUGUCCCCUCAGUACGCCCGCCAGAGGGCCGACUCCUCCCCUAGCCUCACCGUCCUCAUGCCAGACAAGAAGCCCACCACUCCACUCACCCCUCCACCUCCUCCCCCCAACGCCCUGCCUCCCCCUUACAGACCACCGUCACACUUCCCCUUCCCACCUGAGACCAACUUCCAAGGUAUUACCAGAUGUGUCACAGGAAGCUCAGACCCUCCCAAAACCUCAUGCGCUCAAAGGGCAAUUGGGGAACCCCUGGGGAAGCCCCCUCCCUAUUCCCCAGUGAAGAUGACCCGACCUGAGCCUCGGAGGGCACACUCGUGCUCCUCCUCGCCCCUGCUGUUCAACCCAGCCAAUGGCAGACCCCUGACCAGCCCCCUGGAUGAGCUCAACACUCUGUUCAGCUCGGGACGCAGCCUGCUGAGGAAGCCCAGCUCCGGCCGAAAGACCAGAGAUGGAGGAUUCAAUUCUAAUAUCAACCUGCCGUCUGUGCAGCUACAGGACAAGAACGCCAACAACCACACACAUCCUCACUCCCAAAGCUCCGCCCCCGUGGAGAACGGCAACCAGAUUUCCAACGGGUCGCUGGAAGAUGAGACUCACAGCAAGUCAAACUCCUCAAGCUCCACUCUACACAGACACAUGGACAGCCAUCAUACUCAGAGGGGUCAUCUCAACUUUUCUCCCUUCGGUGCGGGGGCUGCCCUCUAAAACAGCGAGGGGGGGGCAGGGGGUUUCACUGGAAGCCCGGUUCACAUGUAGGGAU